Heterobasidion irregulare TC 32-1 is the source of this 288-nucleotide messenger RNA. RefSeq lists its product as uncharacterized. NCBI's taxonomy places the organism in Eukaryota, Fungi, Basidiomycota, Agaricomycetes, Russulales, Bondarzewiaceae. The annotation marks the transcript as partial. Gene Ontology annotation, biological process: transcription elongation by RNA polymerase II. Gene Ontology annotation, molecular function: RNA polymerase II complex binding. The record is from RefSeq and is a predicted model, not a curated record. The transcript has 3 exons. Gene Ontology annotation, cellular component: transcription elongation factor complex.
AUGGGGAAGCGUAAAAAGUCUUCACGCAAACCCGCGCCAUCCAGAAAAAAAGAUCCGUUAGAUACAACCUUCACAUGCUUGUUUUGCCACCACGACAAUUCCGUCACAGUUAAAGUCGACCGUAAAGAAGGUCUCGCUCAGCUUAUGUGCAGAGUUUGUGAUCAGCGAUAUCAAAGCAAAGUGAAUCACUUGACGGAACCCAUUGACAUUUACUCAGAGUGGAUAGAUGCUGCAGACUCAGCCGAGAAAGAACAACAGGUUGUUCGUCGACCCGCUGCAUCGUCCAGC